AUGUUAUUGUUCAUGUCACUGAUAUUGUUACUGCCAGAUGUGGUAUGCCUUAUUCCUGCUACUGCUACCUGUGUGGUGGGCAAGCUUGAUCUUUUUAAAUAUAAUUAUUAUCAUAGAGGAGAUCUCAUCAUUGCUGGCAUUAUUUCUCAGUUCUACCUGAUUUCUGAUCCAGUAGAUUUUACAAGGCAUCCAUCGGAAGAACUGGUUGAUGAGCUCAUGUAUUUCCUGGCAAAAUGGACUUAUUUUGCUUCACUGGAGCUACUGUCCACACAGGCCAGAUUCAUCCCUAAUUAUAAGUGUGAUAUCCAAGAGAAGACGGUAUCUGUUAUUGCAGGACCUAAUGCAAAUGUCUGUCCAUUUAUGCCAAAUAUUCUGAAUAUAUACAAGAUGCCACAACUUAUAUAUGGCUCUGCCCCAAUGAUAGACAACAGUGAACACACAGUUUUCUUCCAUCGUUUUUUCCCAAAUGAGGAGCUUCAGACUAAGGGGAUUCUCCAGCUGCUGUUGCAUUUCAGGUGGACAUGGAUAGGGCUGAUUUCCCAACGUGAUGAGAGUGGAGAGAGGUUUGUACGGAAUGCCCUUACAUUGUUUUACCAGAAAGGUAUCUGCUUUGCCUUCAUGCAAGAGAUUCCCAAAGAAACUUUCUCUAAUGACUUUGUAGGUGUAUUUAAACAUUUUAUUGAUAUGUACAAGGUUGUCAUGGAAAGCACUGUCAAUGUUGUGAUCCUCUAUUGUGAAAACCAGAUCAUUGCCAUUUUCAGAAUAUUUCCCUACCUUUCAGAAUAUGAGGAUAUACCAGUAAGCAGAAAAGAUAAAGUUUGGAUCAUGCCAGCACAAAUGGAGUUCACAUCAGUCCCCUUUCAAAAAAUACGGCCUUUGGACUUUAUUCAUGGUGCGAUAUCUUUUGCAGUUUCUUCCAAGGAGGUGACUGGGUUCAAAAGAUUCUUACAGAUGAGAAACCCUAAUUCAGUAGAGGAAGACCAUUUAAUAAGAUUGUUCUGGGAACAGGCAUUUGGAUGUUCUUUCUUUAAAGAUAAGUUAAAUGAGGACACUGGAGUGCUGUGCACUGGAGAAGAGAAGUUGGAGACUCUUCCUAAUGCUGUGUUUGAUACCACCAUGACUGGGCAGAGUUACAGCAUUUAUAAUGCAGUCUAUGCUGUGGUACAUGCUUUGAAAGCCAUGUUUUCAUCCAAAUCCAAACACAGAGCAAGGGCAGACAGUGGGAGACCGAUGAUUCUCAAUCAAGAAACAUGGCAGCUCCAUCAUUAUCUGAGAAGAGUCUUAUUUAACAACAGUAUUGGGGAAAAAUUUUUCUUUAAUGAAAAUGGGGAAUUAGGAACUGGAUUUGAUAUAAUCAACUGGAUCACAUUCCCAAACCAGACUUUCCUUAAAGUCAAAGUUGGAAAGAUAGAUCCCUUGACUCCUCCAGAAGAGCGUUUCACAAUUUCUGAAGAAAACAUCAUCUGGCCACCCAUGUUCAACCAGGCUCUACCACUUUCUGUAUGCAAUGACAAUUGUUAUUCAGGCCACAGCAAGAUGAAAAUAGAAGGGAAGCCAUUUUGCUGUUAUGAUUGUCUUCCAUGUGCAAAAGGGAAAAUUUCAAACAAACUAGAUUACUGUUUCCAAUGUUCAGAAGAUCAGUACCCAAAUGAAGCUCAAAAUCUUUGCAUUGAAAAGCGUGUAACUUUCUUGUCUUAUGAAGAACCGUUGGGAAUCACUUUGGCCACUGUAGCUCUCUUCUUUUUCAUAAUCUCAGCUUUGGUGCUGGGGAUCUUCAUUAAACAGUGGGAUACCCCCAUUGUCAAAGCCAACAACAGGAACCUCACUUAUACUCUUCUCAUUGCUCUCCAGCUAUCUUUCCUCUGCACUUUGCUCUUCAUUGGGCAACCUGACCAAGUGAAAUGUCUCAUGCGACAAACUGCUUUUGGCAUCAUCUUCUCAAUAGCCAUUUCUUGUAUUUUGGGUAAAACAACCAUUGUUGUUCUUGCUUUCAUGGUCACCAAACCAGGAUCCCAAAUAAAGAAAUGGGUGGGGAAAAGACUGGCCAACUCCAUUGUCUUUUCUUGCUCCCUGGUGCAAGUCAUCAUUUGUGUUGUGUGGCUGGCAAUUUCUCCCCCAUUUCCAGAUUCUGACAUUCGCUCAAUGGCUGAAGAAAUUGUCCUAGAAUGUAAUGAAGGUUCAGUCAUUAUGUUUUAUGCUGUCCUUGGUUUUAUGGGGUUCUUGACUGCUAUCAGCUUCACCGUGGCCUUCCUAGCUAGGAAGUUACCUGACAGCUUCAAUGAAGCCAAAUUUAUCACCUUCAGCAUGGUGGUCUUUUGUAGUGUCUGGAUAUCUUUUGUUCCCACCUAUCUGAGCACCAAGGGGAAGUACAUGGUGGCAGUGGAGAUCUUCUCCAUUUUGGCUUCAGCAGUGGGAUUACUGGGCUGCAUCUUUUUCCCCAAAUGCUACAUUAUUAUUCUGAGACCUGAUUUGAACAGAAAGGAGCAGCUAAUAAAGAAAUAA
Molecule: messenger RNA, 2502 nt
Organism: Python bivittatus (Burmese python)
Lineage: Eukaryota; Metazoa; Chordata; Lepidosauria; Squamata; Pythonidae
Product: vomeronasal type-2 receptor 26-like
Biological process (GO): G protein-coupled receptor signaling pathway
Cellular component (GO): plasma membrane
Molecular function (GO): G protein-coupled receptor activity
Source: RefSeq, a predicted model, not a curated record